GCCGGGGAGUGGGCUAGCCCCAGGCGGGCAAGCGGAGAGGCCGCCGCCGCCACUGGCCCGGGCUCGGAGGCUAUAAAUACUUGGCGGUCCGGCGCCGUCCGGUGGAUUCCUGCCUCUAGAGGAACUCCCCGCCCGCCCGUCUGCGGCGGCAGCAGCAGGGGGAGGACUCGCUCCCAGGCGGCCCCCGGGGAGGGCGCGAGGCCCGACGCCCCUCAGGCCCAGCAGCGCCUCGGCGGAGAGGGAGGAGGAGUUGCGCCCCCCGCCCCGAGAGGAACCCCCCGCCGCAGCAGCAGCAGCAGGAGGGCCCGUGGCGGGAUGCGGCCGGCGGCGAGCAGAGCCUGAAGGCAGACGACGACGACGACGACGACGACGGGGCUGUUUCCCAGGCGGCCUCCGCAGAAGACCCUCCCGGGAGUUGAUGACCGGCACUUACUGGCGGUGGUUGAAUCUUGGUGCGUGGGUGUGAAAUCCGGUGCUCCGGGAGGCCUAGACACUCCGUGCAAACGGGACGCUGGCGUCGUUUCCUUCUUUUUGUUGGAGGAUUCCGGGCAACUUUGGGUACCAGUGCAUGAAGAACGCUGGACAGCUGGACCUUACGCCCUUUUGUCGGAGGGCCCUGCAGUUACACGCAGCACCUGCUGCUUCGGGUGGUGAAAGGAACCAGAAGGGAGGUCUUGGCUUCUGUAGCUGACCAUGGCAAAGGAAUAAGCAGGGAAAGUCUAACUUGAGCAUCAUGGCCUCGGACUUAGAAAGCAGCCUUACGUCCAUCGACUGGCUCCCGCAGCUCACCCUUCGAGCCACAAUUGAGAAACUCGGGGGUGCCUCACAGUCAGGCCCCCCUGGGGCUGCCCGCAAGUGCCCUCCUGGCUCACCCACUGAUCCAAAUGCCACCCUGAGCAAGGACGAUGCCGCCAUCCACCAGGAUGGGAAGCCGCGCUACAGCUAUGCCACUCUCAUCACGUAUGCGAUCAAUUCUUCGCCUGCCAAGAAGAUGACCCUCAGUGAGAUCUAUCGCUGGAUUUGUGACAAUUUCCCCUAUUACAAGAAUGCUGGAAUUGGCUGGAAGAACUCCAUUCGUCACAAUUUGUCUCUGAAUAAAUGUUUUCGGAAAGUUCCACGUCCACGGGAUGACCCUGGAAAGGGUUCUUAUUGGACAAUAGAUACCUGUCCUGACAUCUCCCGGAAGAGGCGGCACCCACCAGAUGAUGAUUUAUCACAGGACUCCCCAGAACAAGAGGCAAGCAAGAGCCCACGGGGGACUGUCCCCAUCAACUCAGACACGUCACUGUCCCCUGAGUCCACCCCCCAGCUGUCACUGCAAAGCACCUCGCCGAUUGGCAGCUACAGUCAGAGCACCGGACCUGUGGAUGUAGCCGCCACUGUGGCAGGAGGCCAGGGUCGUGAAGGGACUGAUGUGCCACCGCCUCACUACAGCACCAGCCAUGACUUGAAAUUCUCCUAUUCUGAGAUCAACUUUCAGGACUUGAGCUGGUCUUUCCGGAACUUGUAUAAAUCAAUGCUUGAGAAAUCCUCCUCCUCCCAGCAUGAUUUCUCUUCCCUGCUGGGUGACAUGCAGCCCUCCAAUCACAAUUACUAUAUGUACCAGCAACAGCAGCAGCAGAUGCCCUCCGCAGUGGGGGCUGCACCUUCCCUCCACACGCCAACCCCAGAAGGCUGCCCAGCCCAGGGUGCCAAGCAGCAAGCCAGUGACAACUAUGGCCCGCCUCCUGUGAUGUCCAUCCACCCCUCUCCCAUGCAGCAUGGAGGAUAUCACCAGCAUCAGCAGCACCACCCCCACUCCCAUUCACAGCAGCAGCAGCAGCCAUCACAGGCUUCCAUCAACAGUGCUAGCUUUGCAUUUACCCCUGAUUGGUGCUCCAACAUUGAUUCCCUGAAAGAAAGUUUCAAGAUGGUGAACCGAUUGAACUGGUCAAGCAUUGAACACUCUCAGUUCUCAGAGUUGAUGGAGAGUUUACGUCAAGCUGAGCGUAAGAACUGGACCCUCGAUCAGCAUCACAUUGCCAACCUCUGUGACUCCCUCAAUCACUUCCUUACCCAGACCGGCCAGCUCCCUCACCUGGGAGGCCCACAGCAGCCUCCCCGGAUCUCCGAGUCCUGUGCCAUGAGCAGUGGCAAGCAAGAGCAGCCCAUGAACCAAGUGAACUCCUAUGGUCAGCCUCCACAUCUCUAUUCUGGACCAUCUCCAAUGUACCAGAUUCCUCCCCAGGACUCUCCAGCCUAUAAUCGUCCAGGUCAUCAUCUGGUUCCACGGCCACCUCCAGGCACCAAUGAGGAAAUCCCUGAUGAUUUCAACUGGGAUUUGAUCACCUAGCAAGUUACAGACUUAAUUGCACAUCCUUUGCAUAGGCUGUGUGGGAAGGGAAGCUGGAGGGGGGGGGGGGCGGCGGUAGGCUUGGUCACAGAGCCCUUCAGCCUCUUUGCCUUGCCUGUAUAUAGGUCUAUAUUCUCUACUUCUGCCAGAGAAGCUGCUGCAAGACGCUGCCGAAGAUAAUCCUUCCUAAUUCCCUGUUUUGGCCUCUUUUCUUCUUUAGUUUGUUGUUACUAUUAUUAUCCAUAAUUGUGCACAGCCCUUUCACUCUGUCUCCUGGCCUCGGAUUUGACAUGUUGCCUGGCAGCUUGUGAGGGAGGGCUUGAAGACUGUUUUGUGGUGCUGUGAGAGAAAUCCUGGAGGGCCUGUUUUACUUCCUGUGUCACUUGUGCUGAACGGUCCAUCAGUGACUCUGUUGUACCAGCUGCAAGCGUGAGAGAGCCUUGUGGAUCUUGAAAGUCUGUAAUAAUUAUGUUCUUUCUUAAAUGUUGUAACAGUGAGAGGGGAGGGGGAGGGGAGGGUGCUGAAAGGUGUUCUAAAGUCUGUGAGUUUUCCCACUCCAGCUGAGACAGCAACUUGAGGGAAACACCUGGGGCAGAGGAAGGCAGGCCUCGAGAGCGGGGAGUAGCUGGACUGGAGCCUUGCCAAAAAGAGAGGCAAUGGAGGUCUGUUCUAGCUGCAGCAUUUUGGUGGGGAGUGUUCUGCCAAUAGGGCCUGAGUUUCUGGGAAAGAUGUCUGGGGGGACGGGGGACUUGCCCUGUCUUGUACACUGCCCUUUUCCAAUCACUGCCCCAGGCAGAUGAGGCCGGUGCUGUUUGUGUCGCUUGCAUCCAUGUGCCCCCAUGCGGGUCGGACACCUUUAUGGAACCAGACUCCUCAGGGUGAGCCUUUCUCUAUCUUGCCUUCUCUAGUGAUGCAGCAAGGCUUCUUAUUUGAAUAUGCAGAGAAGAAAUGCAAAUCAAGAAGUGCCCCUUGACCUGCAAGCUUUUUUUUUUUUUUACAAAAAAUUAAAGUUCUAAAUUUUACGCCCCCUCAAUUCUCUGGAAGGUGUUGUGGUUUGUGAUGUGAGGAUGGAAACUGAGGGAGUCUUUCCCGCACUUGUAUAGGUAAACCGUUCACACUUCCUGUUUUGUGGUUGUCUGGAGGUGAAACGAGGAGUGCAAUGCUGAGGAGUCAGUGGGGGGGGGGCGGUCCAGGGAGGAAAGGCCAGAGGCUGGGAGUGGACCAGGGGGUGCCAAGAAGGGCAGGAGUCCAGCUGGGUGUUUUCCAGCCAUGUCAAGGAGCUGGUCCUGGCAGGGGCUCCCCUCUUUCCCUCUUUGUGUUCAACUUCUAGCAUGCCUCCCACCACCCACCUCUCCUCAUGCUUUCCCUAAUCUUCCAGCAGCAAGUCUGCUUUGUGUGAGGGGGAACGAAGCUGGAAACAAAAACGCUGUGGGAACCAGGCUGCUGUGACGCGGGUGGGAGGUUCUUUAGCAUUUUAACUGGCUGCCUCAUUGGAUUGUGAGGGGGGAGGGACUUUUUGAUCUUGGGAGGGAAAGGGUCGUUGUUGGGUCCUCUGAGGAGAAUACCGGAGCCCAAUUUGUGGAGGAGCUUUAAUUAUUGACUGCCCUGCCCCAAGAAGAGGAUGGUGUGAUCAGGAGGUUCUUGUCGCAAGGAGGGGGAGAGAUCUCCUCCGGGUACCAAUCAGUGCUUUUUUCAAGAUACUUACAAACAGUCCUCACUGAAGGAUUGCUUGCCUUUCAAAGGAGGCUGGGGGUGGGGGGUUAAUAAAAGAUCACUCCUUUAUGUAUUCAGAAGGUCCUCAUUUGCAUAGUCAGUUGCGCCUUGUUUGUACAUGUAAAUAUAUGCAGGUCAGUGUGCAAGUCAGCCAGACCCGAGUCUCUGCCUCUGAACAACCUGCAUUGUUCCGGAGUGGGAUACCAUUGGAUCACAUAGAUAUAGUCAAGGACUCAGAACUGUGAGUGGCUGGCACCGCCUGCCCAAGGUGAGCUCCCAGUGCCAGCCUGUCUCCAGGAGAGGCAAUCCUCACCUGCCCACCUCUCGCAGGGCCACCCACAAUGCUUUCUGUCAAGGAGAUAGGAGAGAGAUGUGGCCUCACAAAUUUAUUUUUGUGCAUGCUUUCUUAAUAAAAAAGUGAAUGUUUAA
Sphaerodactylus townsendi is the source of this 4474-nucleotide messenger RNA. It is a transcript of the gene FOXJ2, whose product is annotated as forkhead box J2. Gene Ontology annotation, cellular component: nucleus. Gene Ontology annotation, molecular function: DNA-binding transcription factor activity, RNA polymerase II-specific; RNA polymerase II cis-regulatory region sequence-specific DNA binding. NCBI's taxonomy places the organism in Eukaryota, Metazoa, Chordata, Lepidosauria, Squamata, Sphaerodactylidae. Bases 734 to 2332 code for a protein of 532 amino acids. Gene Ontology annotation, biological process: regulation of transcription by RNA polymerase II. The transcript has 12 exons. The record is from RefSeq and is a predicted model, not a curated record.